This is a messenger RNA of Lytechinus pictus (painted urchin), 534 nucleotides long. RefSeq lists its product as uncharacterized. NCBI's taxonomy places the organism in Eukaryota, Metazoa, Echinodermata, Echinoidea, Temnopleuroida, Toxopneustidae. Gene Ontology annotation, biological process: signal transduction. The record is from RefSeq and is a predicted model, not a curated record. The transcript has a single exon. The coding region runs from base 1 to 534 and encodes 177 amino acids.
AUGUUUCUUCUAAAACUAGCUAUCCUUGGCUAUGAUGAAAUCACAGAGGAUGCUGAUCCAAGUGACUAUCAAUACCAGCUUAACAUCAUGUUCCAUGAUGAUGAUGCCGAGUGGGUAAAUGAAAACCUAAAGCCGGCACUUGAAGAAAGGAUGCCUCAUCUGCAGAACAUAGCCUUCGGAGAUGAAGAUCUUCAUCUAGGGAUGUACUAUGUCAAUGCUGUAUAUUAUAAUCUUGAUAAUAGCUUCAAGACAGCAUUGUUGAUAGGAAACAAGUCGGUGGAUGAUGCUUGGUUCAUGACCAAGCUAAGAAUGGCUGUUGAGCAUAUGAACGACACUAAGUUAGACAAGAUCAUCUUGAUAUUCUUAGAGGACAUCCAUGAAGCCAAUUUACCAUAUCUUGUAAGACUCUUGCUAAGUAAAAACAAACCUUAUUUGUUGGUUACAGAAGAUGAAGAUGGUCAAGAGUUGUUUUGGGCUCAGUUUGAAAAGGAAAUGAGGGCAAACAAGGUUAUCAAUAGUGUUAUUCCAAUUUAA